This is a messenger RNA of Rotaria socialis, 4599 nucleotides long. NCBI's taxonomy places the organism in Eukaryota, Metazoa, Rotifera, Eurotatoria, Philodinida, Philodinidae. The record is from the annotation of a GenBank genome assembly.
AUGGACGAUUAUGAUGAUUAUUAUGAUAUGAACGAUGAUGACGAUGAUAUUAAUGCUGAAGUUAGUGACGAUUCCAAUAAUAUUGAUGAUAAAGCUGACUGUGAUCCUGAUGAUUUUGGUGUGAAAGAUUAUUUGAAUCCCGAUGAUAGUGAUGCCGAAGACGAUUAUGAUCCUGAUGAUUUCGAUGUCGACAAUUAUUUGAAUCCCGAUGAUAGUGAUGCCGAAGACGAUUAUGAUCCUGAUGACUUCGAUGUCGACAACUAUUUGAAUUUUGAUGAUAGUGAUGCCGAUGAUGGUGAGAAUUUCUCUGAUUCAGAGUUAUCAAUUGGUGGUUUUGAAAGUUAUUCAGCUGAUAUCCGUACAAAUGAUGCUGCUCAUUUAGCACUAAAUUCUAUUUUACGUGAUUUAAUAAUGUUAAAUUCAUCUGCAGACUUUAUCAGUGACUCACUUCGGAUGUAUUUGACAGCUCCACCCUUAAUCCAAAAAGAACCAAAUACAGAAAAAUAUUGCUUCACAUUGGGUCCUACAUCUUAUGAGUCCGAGAAUAUAGCCUUACCGAAUCCAACAAUCUACGUGGGCAAUCUGCCUGCUAACACUACAUCCAAAGACCUCGAGAAUUGGUUCCUUAAGGAAGGCUAUCGCGUCAACGAGAUUCACAUAAAAAAAAAUCAGAAAGAUGCUUGUUAUGCUUUUGUUCGUUUCAAUUCUAUUCAAACAGCAUGUCAAGUUUUAUGUUCAAAACCGAAAACAUUUGUUUUCAAAGGCCAACCACUACACAUUAAUCAUUCUCAUAAGAAACCUUCUCAACAGCCUAAAAAUAUUCUGAUUACUGCAACAACAAGUGAUAACAUAUCUAAAAUCAUAAAGCUGAAAAUUACAGACAUUCACUAUGGAACGCUCAUUUCAAGGGCAAGUAUGGGAAAUAUACAAACACAAAACAGCACUAUUCAUAAUAACAGCAAAUACGGCAUCAUUGCAAAGCGUCCUUUAACCGAUAAACACACAAAUGUGCACCUUAAUAUUUAUGAGGUCGAGAAAAAGAUAGCUAUUACUUGUGAUUUCCAGUUGUAUUCUAUGGAUUAUUUUCAAUCUGCCACUACACUAAAAUUUGAAUGGAAUUUUCGAGAUCUGACAGCGAGAAAAAUAAGUCCUGUAUUAAUUAAUCAGGACGAAGUGUUUUUACUUAUCGAACUUAAAAGGCCUCCAGUAAUUUUGCUAACACAUACUAUAUCGCGUGAGUCGGCUGAAGAAUCUGAUGAGAGACGCUUACCUGGUUGGGGACCUGUUGGCUAUGCCAAUACAUGGCUCUUCAAAGUAUCGAUAAAUGAUCAGCAAGAUGAGUAUGGGAAGUUAUUUGAAAUUCUGCAUCGAUAUAACUUAUCAUCAAGGCAGUUCUUUCAAAAAGAUAUUAUUAAUUUAACUGAAACGAUGGAAGAUGCUCGAAAGAAUCUCGAAUCGAUUCCACUUAUAUUCAAUGAUGAUUGGGUCAAAGAAAAUCAAGCAAAAGUAGAUGACUUUUUUAAACUUCGAUGGUCACCAUAUCCUUUUGAAACAAAAUUCGAAAUCAUGAAACUAAUUUCAAAACGUAUGAUUACAGUUUAUGAUUUAAUCACUGAUCAACAAGCAGAAAAUAUCUUAAAAUUAUGUUCUAUUAAUACAUUAAUAGCUCUCACAGAUGAAAUUGCUGAAAUCGCUCCUCAGCUGUUUGCCACAAUAUGUGACAAUGAAGAUGAAGAUUGGCAUAAUGAAAAUGAGCAUGGCAGAUCGAAAUUAGAACUAAAAAAAACACAAAUGCGAAUCACUAUUAAAAAACCGUCUACUGAUGAUCCAUUUAUAUCCGAACAUAUUCGCUCAUGUACUACUGGAGAACUCACUAAUGAUAAAGAUGCUGAUAUUGCAUCUUUGAAAACAGUGAUGAAAAAACGUUCUUUACCAUCAAAAGGAUAUCACACUGGAAUAUUUGGUCGUUUGAUUAAUUUUGCAUUAAAAGAACUACUAAAAAAAAGUGAGCUUUACCAGACAAACACGACGAAAAUUUAUGUUACUAAACUUGAAUUACGUACUAUAAAUGAUAAUCCAUUUGUAAUGCGCAAGAUAUACAUUACGCCAUCGACUAUUCUUUAUGAAGGUCCAUAUCAUGAAGAAAAAUGUGUCGUAACACGGCAGUUUGUACAGCAUCAAGAUCGAUUUCUUCGUGUAACUUUUCGCGAUGAAGACUAUCGUGUGUUACAUAAUUAUAACGAUAAUAUGGCGAAAAUAUAUGAAAGCAUCAAAACGAUCUUGAGAAAUGGAGCUAAUGUAUGCGAUCGGCAUUAUCAAUUUUUAGCAUUUUCAAGUUCACAGUUACGUGAACAUUCCUGCUGGAUGUUCGCGGGAGUUGCUGAUGGAACUACGGCGGAUUCGAUUCGUGAAUGGAUGGGAGAUUUCCGAAAUGUUCGCCCAGUAGCUAAACUAGCUGCUCGUUUAGGGCAAUCGUUUUCGAAAAGUUUGCAAGGUAUUCAACUUGAAAAUAAUCGACGGGGAGAAAUACCUGAUUUAAAAACAAAAAUAACACUCGGUGAAAAUUCACGUGAAUAUUGUUUUACGGAUGGCAUUGGUAUUAUUUCGGCAACAUUUGCAAAAAAAUUAUCUCAACAACUGAAGUUUACUCAAAAAGUUGGCCCAUGUGCAUUUCAAAUUCGUUGCGGAGGCUAUAAAGGCAUGGUCUGCUUGGAUAUUGCUAAUCGCAUCACGGAUUCUGAUGUAGACGUCUACUUUCGCGAAUCCAUGAAAAAAUUCGAUGCAAAUACUUUUUCCAUUGAUGUUGUACGUACGUCACUUAGCCCGUCAGUUGCUUAUCUAAAUAGACAAAUUAUUCUUCUUCUAUCAUCUCUUGGAAUUCCCGAUGAUGUUUUUAUUUCGUUGCAAGAUAAAAUGUUACAACAGUUAAAAGCAUUAACAGGAAAUUCACAUGAGACGCAGGCAGCAAUAAAAGAAUUAAAUGAAUUUGGUGGCAAUGGAUGUCAUGCAUUUCUGUUUGCAUAUUUAAAAAGUUUAGGCGAACAAAAAGACCCGUUUGCUCGCCAGCUUCUUUUUGCUUUGAAAGCAUUUCUUGUGAAAGAAUUGCGAACAAAAGCAAAACUUCGUGUGCCAGAUGCAUGGUCUUUAUUGGGAGUAAUAGACGAAACACAAACACUUAAAUAUGGUGAAGUUUUUAUUCAAAUAGACAAUAGUCAUCAUCGACCAGAUGAUCCUCAAAAACAAAUUCUACAAGGUCCCGUAGUAGUAACCCGAAACCCAUGUUUUCAUCCCGGUGAUAUACGAAAGCUAACCGCAGUUGAUAUACCAGCUUUGCACAGAUUGAAAAAUGUGAUUGUUUUUCCUAUGAAUGGACCUCGUCCUCAUCCAAUGGAAAUGUCGGGAGGAGAUCUGGAUGGUGAUACAUUCUGGAUAAGUUGUAAUCCAAAGUUAAUAUUUUCAAAAAAUGAAGAACCAUUUGAUUAUCAAGAUCAAGAAGACCAAGCUAAUAUCGAAACACAAUCACAAACAAAUGUUCAAUAUACCAUUAAGGAUGUGUGUAAUUUUUUCGGUGAAUAUAUUGCAGCUGACAAUCUCGGUCUUAUUGCCAAUAGACACUUGGCUUUUGCCGAUCAAUUGGAAAACGGUCUCAAACAUGAUAAAUGCUCGCAAUUAGCGAGAAUGCACAGUGUGGCUGUUGAUUUUGCUAAAAAGGGAAUUAAUGCACCUCGUCUUACAUCUGAACUUCGUCCCCUUAAGUAUCCACAUUAUAUGGAAAAGCAAGACAAGGAGUCCUAUAAGUCAACAACAGUUCUUGGCAUAAUUUAUGAUAAAGUUGCCAGUUACCAAAGUAAUCUAUAUAUUAAUUUGGAAGAAGAAAUUAAAGCUACAUCAUCAUUUCCUUAUCAAUCUUUCACUGUUAAUGGAAGUGAUACAUAUAUGGAAGAUGCGCGCAUAGUCAAAGGUGAAUAUGAUCGAGAUUUGAAAAGACUUAUGCGACAGUAUGGUAUUAGAAAUGAAGCUGAAGUUGUUUCGGGUUAUAUUCUUCAAUUUACUUCAAGACAAUAUGCAAACGAAACGAAAAACUUGUACGAUUUAAGAAAUGAUAUUGUACAUGCUUACAGAGUUAUACAAGAAAAAUAUUUACAUUUGUUUUGGGAAGAAUUCUAUCAAGUGGCAAAUGAAUCACAAGAUGAACAAGUGAAAUGGUCUGAAGUAUCGAAAAAAUUAACUUGGAAAGGUCAGAUUGAUUUGUUAAAAUUUAAUGACAAGGAAUCAGAAUUGGAGGAAGCAAAGAAAAAAGCAUCCGCUUGGUUCCGUGCCACUUAUCAAACAUGGAUAAUCAAAAUCAACAAAUAUCGAAAAAGUCAAAAGAACAAACCAAACACGUUGGCAAAUAAUCAACAAACCGAAGAACCAAAAGGUUUCAAAGAGCUAUUUAGUUUCGCUUGGAUAGCCUAUCCUGUCUUAUUGGAAAUUUACGACGAAACUCAAAGCAAUGCCGAAUCGAAUCCAAAAAGAAGGAGACAGAUGAAAAAGAAAAACAACCGAAAAAAUAUUUCUGCUGUACCUAAAAAUAGUACAUAUAAAAGAAAAAAGUGA